GCAAUUAAAAACAUGUUAAAAGUAGGUCAAAAAGUUCCAUUAGAUGUUACCUUAGGUAAAUGUCUCAAACCAGCUGCUGAUGGUUCAUGCCCAGUCGCUCCAAAAGUUAAUUCAGGUGAUCUCUUUUCAAAUCGUAGAGUUGUUGUUUUCGCUUUACCAGGUGCCUUCACUCCAACUUGUUCAGCCAAACACUUACCAGGUUUCAUCCAAAAGUCAGGUGAAAUUAAAUCUAAAAAUAUUGACGAAAUUUUCUGCUUAGCCACCAAUGAUAGCUUUGUUAUGAGCGCCUGGGGUAAAGAACAAGGUGCUGGUGAUUCUGUCACUCUUAUCUCUGAUGGUAACUCCGAAUUCACUAAAAAGAUUGGUAUGACCCUUGAUGCUACAGGUUUCCUUAUGGGCCCAGAACGUUCAAAACGUUAUGCCAUGAUUUUAGAUGAUGGUGUUGUUAAACACAUUGGUUUAGAUGAAAGCGGUUUUGAACACUCAAGUGCUGAAGCCAUCUUAAAACAAUUAUAAAUAUAAAAUAAAACAAUAUAUUAAUAAAAUAUGCAUAUAUAAAAUAAAAAACUAUAUAUCUUAAAAAAUAAAAAAAGAAAA
Molecule: messenger RNA, 597 nt
Organism: Dictyostelium purpureum
Lineage: Eukaryota; Evosea; Eumycetozoa; Dictyosteliales; Dictyosteliaceae
Exons: 2
Coding region: 13-516 (167 amino acids)
Biological process (GO): hydrogen peroxide catabolic process; cell redox homeostasis; cellular response to oxidative stress
Cellular component (GO): cytoplasm; mitochondrion; peroxisome
Molecular function (GO): thioredoxin peroxidase activity
Source: RefSeq, a predicted model, not a curated record